AUGGCGGCCAUGUACGCUUUCACUGCUUUCCUCGGGUUGGUGCUGUGUACUACCGGACGUAUAUCACAGAAAUUAUAUUAUGGUAACGAAAAAUGCGACGGUUAUGAUAAAUACGGAGGCUAUCCUGGUUUCGGACCACAAGGAGGCUACCCUGGUUUCGGACCACAAGGAGGCUAUCCUGGUUUCGGACCACAAGGAGGCUACCCUGGUUUUGGACCACAAGGGGGCUAUCCAGGUUUCGGACUACCAGGAGGCUACCCUGGUUUAGGACAACAAUGUGGCAACCCCAUGCCCGGAUCACAAGGAGGUUUUCCUGGUCCAAUACCACAACCAGUCUACCCUGGUCCAAUACCACCAGGAGGUAACCCUAUUCCUGUCGGACCACAAGGAGUCAACCCCGGUCCAAUACCACAAGGAGGCUACCCUAUUCCUAUUCCAGGCCCUCAAGGUGGAGCACCUGAAUGCGAUGCCCUAGGUGAACUGGAAGUAAGAGGUGGGCCUUUCGGACCGGCUGGCCCAUUGGGUAGCCAAAGUGGAUUCGACUUGCCAGGUGGACAAGGUGGAGCAAAGCGAGAAAACGCUCAGAUGGAUUUCAGAGAGGACUUGAAAAACAAAGCAGAUGGUCAUGACCACAAGGCCACAGCCUGA
Haemonchus placei is the source of this 648-nucleotide messenger RNA. NCBI's taxonomy places the organism in Eukaryota, Metazoa, Nematoda, Chromadorea, Rhabditida, Trichostrongylidae. The record is from the annotation of a GenBank genome assembly.